Molecule: messenger RNA, 688 nt
Organism: Leptopilina heterotoma
Lineage: Eukaryota; Metazoa; Arthropoda; Insecta; Hymenoptera; Figitidae
Exons: 4
Coding region: 27-539 (170 amino acids)
Source: RefSeq, a predicted model, not a curated record
AAUUCUCUCCGAUAUAUAAUUUAAAAAUGUUUAAACUUCUCUGCGUGUUUGCUGUUUAUUUUGCAGUUAUAUGUGCAGAAGAGAAAAAAGCUGAAAUAACAUGGGGACGUAUUAUAAAAGGAAAAGAUUAUCCUGGUGUAACUAUAACAUCGAGUAAGGAGAAAACUGAUAUUACAUGGAACGAACCAGUAAACGCACAAAUAAAUCCUUUAAAAUUAACUUACAACAUUGGAUUUACAAAAAAGAAAACAACUGAAUAUGUCAAACUCGAAAAUUUGUGUGGUGAUGUGAAAAAAGGCACAUCCGAAGAAAGGGUUAAGAAAUUUAUUUUGAAAACACUUACAAGUAGUGAUGAUUGUCCAAUAAAAAAGGGUGCAAAAGCAACUUUCAAAGUACCUUCAAUUUCUACGUUUAAGAGUGAUAAAAAUCAAUGUGGACCAUAUCGAUCUGAAUUCAAUAUAUUCAGAGCAAGAGAUCAAGGCAAUGCACUUCCAAUUAUUACCGGUAUUUUUCGUGGUAAUAUCACUGGCUGCAAAUAAAAUUCAUAAAUGAGCAGCUGUCCCAAAAAGAAAACUAAUUUAAUGCUUUUCUUUCAAACUAAGACAUUUACUAUUGUAUCAAAAAUUAUAAUUUUUAAUUAAUUAUGCGUAAUUUAUUGUGAAACAAACAAAUUCUAUUUCUUGUUUUU